AUGGCUUCCGAAGACGCCUACCACAAAGCCUUCAACAACAACAGCACCUGGCGCCGCUCCCUCGCCGAAACGGACCCAGCCUCUUCGAGCGCCUGGGCAAAGACCACCAUCUUGGGCCUGCAACCCGGCGAGAUCUUCUGCCAUCGGAACAUCGCCAACAUCCUCGUCCCCACGGACAUCAACUCCCUCAGCGUCAUCCAGUACGCCGUGCAGUACCUCAAGGUCAAACACAUCAUCAUCUGCGGGCACACUUCUUGCGGCGGCAUCGCCGCUGCACUGGACAACAAGCGGUUGGGACUGAUUGAUACGUGGUUGAUGCCGCUGCGAACUUUGCGUCGGGAGAACCUCGAACUCUUGGAGAGCUUGGACGAGAAGGAGCGCGGGAUCAAGUUAGUCGAGCUGAACGUGCGUUCAGGAGUCAAGGUCCUCCAGGAGAAUCCCGUGGUGAUCGAUGCCGUGGCGGAGCGGAAUUUGCAGGUGCAUGGACUGAUCUAUAAUGUUGGGACGGGGGAAUUGAGGGAGCUGGAUAUUGAGGAGGGUGAGGAGACGGUGAAGAGUCGGAAGACUGCUUUUAGGGUUGAGUAG
Molecule: messenger RNA, 585 nt
Organism: Cyphellophora attinorum
Lineage: Eukaryota; Fungi; Ascomycota; Eurotiomycetes; Chaetothyriales; Cyphellophoraceae
Product: Carbonic anhydrase
Exons: 3
Coding region: 1-585 (194 amino acids)
Biological process (GO): carbon utilization; cellular response to carbon dioxide; cellular response to oxidative stress
Cellular component (GO): cytoplasm
Molecular function (GO): zinc ion binding; carbonate dehydratase activity
Source: RefSeq, a predicted model, not a curated record